Messenger RNA from Scleropages formosus (Asian bonytongue), 4023 nucleotides. Its product is annotated as myosin-16. Gene Ontology annotation, molecular function: actin filament binding; microfilament motor activity. The transcript is spliced from 23 exons. Bases 85 to 3444 code for a protein of 1119 amino acids. Gene Ontology annotation, cellular component: myosin filament; cytoplasm; myosin II complex. Lineage: Eukaryota; Metazoa; Chordata; Actinopteri; Osteoglossiformes; Osteoglossidae. The record is from RefSeq and is a predicted model, not a curated record.
CAGGGCUGCAAAACCCACGCUUCCCUCCUAAAACCUGCGUGAAGACAGGAUGAGGGACUGAGAGACUGCUCCUCGAACCUGAGGAUGGAGAAGAGAGUGUGUGUGAUCCAAACCGACUUCCAUCAGUACCGACCCACUGUCACUGUCCACACAAAACCACUGGCACAUGAGCAAGAGAGCCUUCAGGACAUGGAGCAGCGCUGCUCCCAGCUGGCCAAGGCCAAACGGGAGCUGGAGGCCCAGGUGGCGGGGCUGAGCGAGCGUCUGGAGGAGGAGGAGGGCUGCACGACCCAGCUGGCUCUGCACAGGCACCGGCUGGAGGCGGAGUGCUGCAGCCUGAAGCGCGACCUCGAGGAGCUGGAGAGCACCCUGAGCUCCGUGGAGAGGGACAAACAGUGUUCAGAUGUAAAUGUCCAGAGGCUAAAGGAGGAUCUUUCACAGAGGGAAGAGAUCAUUCAGAAACUGCAGAAGGAGAAGGAACACCUGGUAGAACUUACUCAGCAAGCUAUUGAUGAUUUACAUUUGGAGGAGGAGAAAGUGAACCUGCUGACUAAAGAGAAGGCCAAACUACAGAUGCAGGCAGGGGAGUUUGAGUACCUCCUGGAGCAAGAGAGGAAGCAGAGGACUGACAUGGAGAAGAGCCGAUGGAAGACAGAGGGGGACAACAAAACCACAGUGGAGAACCUCAAUGAGCUGGAGAAGAUGAAGAGUAGACUGGGAGAGGUCAUCAAGAAGAAAGAUUUGGAGAUAAAUGUCAUGACAGAGAAGCUGGAGGAAGAGGAAGCCCUGAGUGUCAGCCUUCAGAAGAAAAGCAAGGAGCUCCAGGUACGGAUAGAAGAAUUAGAAGAGGAACUGGAAACUGAAAGGGCCAUGAGGGCAAAGGUGGAGAAGCAGCGCUCUGAGCUCAGCCGUGAACUGGAUGACUUGACUGACCGGCUGGAAGAGGCAGGCGGCGCCACUGCUUCCCAGGUGGAAGUGAACAAGAAGCGAGAGGCUGAGCUGCAGCGCUUGCGCCGGGAGCUCGAGGAGUCCUCUGUGCAGUCGGAGGCACUGGCGGCAGCACUGCGCAAGCGGCAUGGCGAAGCGCUGACUGAGCUUGGUGAACAGUGCGAGAGUCUGCAGAGGACACGUGCCAAGCUGGAGAAGGAGAAGCAAAAUCUGCGGCUUGAGGUGGACCACUUGGCUGCCACAGUGGACAGCCUGCAGAAGGCCAAGGCCUCCAGCGACAACCAGCUGCGGAAGCUUGAGGACAUUCUGUCUGAAGCCAGUUCCAAGAACGAGGACCUACAGAAGGCGUUGACUGAGAGCAACAUUGCCAAGAAUCGGCUUACAGCUGAUAACAAUGACCUGAGCCGACAGUUAGAGGAAGCUGAGAACCGGGUCAGUCAGAUGAACCGGGCCAAAACUCUGUUCACGUCUCAAAAUGAAGAACUGAAGAAGCAGCUUGAGGAGGAGAUCAAAGCAAAGGCAGCCAUGGCAAGCACCUUAGGUACAAUGAGGCAAGAUUGUGAGCUCCUCAAAGAACAGCUGGAGGAAGAGCAGGAGAGCAAGAUGGAGCUCCAACGUCAGGUGUCCAAGCUCAACAGUGAAGUCACCCACUGGAGGACGCGUUAUGAGGCCGAUGCCAUACAGCACACAGACGAACUCGAGGAGGCCAAGAAGAAGUUAGCGUCACGGUUGCAGGAGGCUGAAGAAGCCGUUGAGGCCACCCAGGCCAAAUGCUCCAGUUUGGAGAAGACCAAACAAAGGUUGCAAGGUGAAGUGGAGGACCUCUGCAUAGACUUGGAGAAGGCAAACAGCUCCGCAAUGCUGCUGGACAAGAAACAACGCGUGAUGGAGAAGCAACUCACUGACUGGCGCCAGAAGUGCGAGGACCUGGUGGCCGAGGUUGAGAGCUGCCAGAAGGAAAGCCGGCAGCACUCAACUGAGCUCUUCAAGCUGAAGACGACCUACGAGGAGACACUGGAGCAAGGGGAAGUGUUGCGGAGGGAGAACAAGGCCUUCCAGGAGGAGAUGGCUGAUCUCAAUGACCAGCUUGCUGAGGUUGGGAAGACUGUUCACGAGCUGCAGAAGGCUAAAAAGAAGAUGGAAAUGGAGAAGGAGGAGCUUCAGGCAUCACUUGAGGAGUCUGAGGCUGCGCUGGAGGCCGAGGAGACCAAGGUGCUCCGUCUGCAGCUGGAACUAUCACAGGCCAAGGGGGACCUAGAACGCAGGCUGCAGGAGAAGGAGGAGGAGUUUGAAGCCACCAGAAAGAGCCACCAACGGGCCCUGGAGUCUUUGCAGGCGAGCCUAGAUGCAGAGGUCAAAGGGCGCACUGAGGGUGCACGGGUGAAGAAGAAGCUGGAGACCGACGUUAAUGAGUUGGAGCUCCAGCUGGACUUACUGACGAAGAACAAUGGGGAGCUGAUGAAGACCAUCAAGAAGAUGCAGCAGCAGAUCAAAGACCUCCAGGCCCAGGUGGAGGAGGACUCGCGGCGGCAGGAGGAGAUGCGGGAGGAACAGGCCUUGUUGGAGCGCCGCUGUGCCGUGCUGUCCGCCGAAGUGGAGGAGACGCGGGCUGGGCUGGAGGCAGCUGAGAGAUCCCGCAAGGCCCUGGAAGUUGAGCUUCAGGAGACCGCUGAGAAAUUCAAUGAUAUCAACACCCAGUUCCAGGCGGCCACCAGUGGGAAAAGGAAGCUGGAGACUGACCUGCAGCAACUCACACAGGACCAUGAGGAGCUGCAGGCCGAGGUGCGGGCCUCCAACGACAAAGCCAAGAAAGCCAUGAGCGAGGCUGGCCGGCUGGCAGAGGAGUUGCGCCACGAGCAGGAGCACACGCUGCACCUGGAGAGAGUGAAGAAGGGCCUGGAGGCGCAGGUCAAGGACAUGACGGUGCGAGUGGACGAGGCUGAGCAGCUGGCGCUGAAGGGCGGGAAGAAGAUCAUCCAGAAGCUGGAGGGGAAGGUGAAGGAGCUGGAGCUGGAGCUGGACGCGGAGCAGAAGCGGCAUGGCGAGACGUUGAAGACGCUGCGCAAGAACGAACGUCGCCUGAAGGAGCUGCUCUUCCAGUCGGAGGAAGACCAGAAGAACCAGCAGCGGAUGCAGGAUCUGGUGGAGAGGCUGCAGAACAAGAUGAAGGCCUACAAGAGACAAGUGGAGGAAGCAGAGGAGCAGGCAAACAUGAACUUGGCCAAAUACAGGAAGACGGUGCAUGAGCUGGAUGAUGCUGAGGAGCGAGCAGACAUCGCUGAGUCAGCGCUGACCAAGAUCAGGACCAAACGGCGAGGGAGCUUCAGCAAGGGAUACUCCUCCGGUUAUAGCACACCCUAUGCUGGCCUGGUCCGCUCACCAAGUUCUGCUGGAUCUGAGGGCAGGGGCGAGAAAAUCAUCAAUGAUGACGACACUGUCAGUUCUCUCAUCCCAGCUUACCUGGACUCAUUGAAGAAACUGAUGAUUGAUGACUGAGGAACUCAUGGAUACAUUAAACUGUGGGGAACAACAGGCCAAAAACAAAAUUUUCAAGACCAGAGCUUUAUGUAGAGAAUGUUAUCUUUAUCUGGUAAUAACAAUAUCUUUUAUGACUAAAGUUAAUCUUGCCUUUAUGGUGGUUUCCUCUGCUUUCGCCACAGAAACAGACAUUUUAGAGCUGAAAGAAACAUUUUAUUCUUCCACUUUUAAAAUGAACCUUUAUUUUUAUAAUUGGAAUUCAAAUAUUAUACCUUGUUUUUGUCCAUGUCCUUUAUUAUAAACCACACCAUAGAAUUCCAGUGUUGAGUGAUGAACUCACAACGAUUGGGUCCUUAUCACGUUUUAGUCUACUUUUGAAAUAUUAUCUAAAUAAUUAGCGAGAACUGAUGCCCAACUCACAAUGUUGAUGUGACAGGCAAUUGAUCUGACUAUAUUCCUGUUAAAGUAUAUUGCCAAAAACCAGAAUUCAAGUGUGCCAAUGCAUUUUUCAUGGAUUGUGAAAACAUGUUUCAGUAAUAAAAAUACUUUUAUACUAUUUUUCAUCACUGUGUGAUAUGAACUGAUUUUCCCCUAUGG